UCCUAUUUUGUAACAGAUUAUGAUCCAACCAUUGAAGAUUCCUACACAAAGCAGUGUGUGAUAGAUGACAGAGCAGCCCGGCUAGAUAUUUUGGAUACAGCUGGACAAGAAGAGUUUGGCGCCAUGAGAGAACAGUACAUGCGGACUGGGGAAGGCUUCUUGUUGGUCUUUUCGGUCACAGACAGAGGCAGUUUUGAAGAAAUCUAUAAGUUUCAAAGACAGAUUCUCAGAGUAAAGGAUCGUGAUGAGUUUCCAAUGAUUUUAAUUGGUAACAAGGCAGACCUGGAUCAUCAAAGGCAGGUGACCCAGGAGGAAGGCCAGCAGUUAGCACGGCAACUUAAGGUAACAUACAUGGAGGCGUCGGCAAAGAUUCGGAUGAAUGUAGAUCAAGCUUUCCAUGAACUUGUUCGGGUUAUAAGGAAAUUUCAAGAGCAGGAAUGUCCUCCUUCACCAGAACCAACACGGAAAGAAAAAGACAAGAAAGGCUGCCAUUGUGUCAUUUUCUAAGAAUCUCUUCAGUUUUAGCUACCAACUGCCAGGGAAGGGCCUCCUCUCCUCCUCCUCUCCUUGUGGUUUACAUCAUGUUGGUACCCUUCUAGCCUUAGACAGAUGAUCACCAUGUUAGCCUUAGCCCACGAAGCCGGCUAAUCCUUCCCACGAAGCUCAUGCAAUGGUCCUUUCCAGGUCAAUGUAAAGGAAACACUAAGGCUGCUUCAAAGAUUAUUGAUUCCUCUAAAAUACUGUCUGCGUAUAUAGACACAUUCUUUUUUUAAGGGCUUACAUUUUAUUAGUGAUAAGUCAGUUUGGAACUGAAGUUGUUUGCCAAGAGGAAAUCAUAGGUUGUGAAAUACUU
This is a messenger RNA of Octodon degus (degu), 853 nucleotides long. It is a transcript of the gene Rras2, whose product is annotated as RAS related 2. Gene Ontology annotation, cellular component: plasma membrane. NCBI's taxonomy places the organism in Eukaryota, Metazoa, Chordata, Mammalia, Rodentia, Octodontidae. The transcript has 5 exons. The coding region runs from base 124 to 507 and encodes 127 amino acids. The record is from RefSeq and is a predicted model, not a curated record. Gene Ontology annotation, molecular function: GTP binding; GTPase activity; GDP binding. Gene Ontology annotation, biological process: signal transduction.